Messenger RNA from Pelodiscus sinensis (Chinese soft-shelled turtle), 2621 nucleotides. The record is from RefSeq and is a predicted model, not a curated record. Lineage: Eukaryota; Metazoa; Chordata; Testudines; Trionychidae.
GCUACGGCGUGGCAGCCAAGAAGGAGAUCAGCACAGAGGGGGACCUGGUCAUCGGGGGGCUGUUCCCGGUGCACGAGAAAGGCAGCUCUGCUGAGGAGUGUGGGCAGAUCAACGAGCACCGGGGGAUCCAGCGCCUGGAGGCCAUGCUCUUCGCCCUGGACGAGAUCAACCGGGACCAGCCCAAGAAGGAGAUCAGCACAGAGGGGGACCUGGUCAUCGGGGGGCUGUUCCCGGUGCACGAGAAAGGCAGCUCUGCUGAGGAGUGUGGGCAGAUCAACGAGCACCGGGGGAUCCAGCGCCUGGAGGCCAUGCUCUUCGCCCUGGACGAGAUCAACCGGGACCAGCGCCUCCUGCCGGGUGUCACCUUGGGGGCCCACAUCCUGGACACCUGCUCCAAGGACACCUACGCCCUGGAGCAGUCGCUGGAUUUUGGUCGCUGGAUUUUGUCCGCCCACAUCUCCCCCGACGGCUCCUACGCCAUCCACGACGAGGUCCCCAUGGCCAUCACCGGGGUCAUCGGGGGCUCCUACAGCGACGUCUCCAUCCAGGUGGCCAACUUGCUGCGCCUCUUCCAGAUCCCGCAGAUCAGCUACGCCUCCACCAGCGCCAAGCUCAGCGACAAGUCUCGCUAUGACUACUUCGCCCGCACCGUCCCGCCCGACUUCUACCAGGCCAAGGCCAUGGCCGAGAUCCUGCGCUUCUUCAACUGGACCUACGUCUCCACAGUGGCCUCGGAGGGGGACUACGGUGAGACGGGCAUCGAGGCCUUCGAGCUGGAAGCCCGGGCCCGCAACAUCUGCAUCGCCACCUCCGAGAAGGUGGGGCGCUCCAUGAACAAGAAGACCUUCGACAGCGUGAUCAAGGCCCUCCUGCAGAAGCCCAGCGCGAGGGUGGUGGUGCUGUUCACCCGCAGCGAAGACGCCCGGGAGCUGCUGGCGGCGGGGCAGCGGAUCAACGUCUCCUUCACGUGGGUGGCCAGCGACGGGUGGGGUGCCCUGGAGAACGUGGUGGCGAUGGAGUGGGCGGCCCCCCCCAUCCAGGAGUUCGCCGUCUACUUCCGGAACCUCCACCCCUACAACAACAGCCGGAACCCCUGGUUCCGGGAGUUCUGGGAGCACAAAUUCCAGUGCAGCUUCCACCGCCAGGACUGCAGCCGGCACUCCCUGAAGACGGGCAAGUUCGAGCAGGAGUCCAAGAUCAUGUUUGUGGUCAACGCCGUCUACGCCAUGGCCCAUGCCCUGCAUAACAUGCACCAGGCCUUGUGCCCCAACACCACCAGGCUGUGUGAUGCCAUGAAGCCGGUCAACGGCAGGAGGUUCUACAAGGACUUCAUGCUCAACGUCAAGUUUGACGCGCCGUUCCGGCCAGCGGACACCAAGGGCAUCGUCCGCUUUGACCGCUAUGGCGACGGAAUCGGGCGCUACAACAUCUUCAACUACCACCGGGCGGAGGGGAGAUACCGCUACCAGAAGGUGGGCUACUGGGCCGAAGGGCUGACCCUGAACACCAGCCUCAUCCCCUGGGCCCAGGCCGCCGUGCCCGUGUCGCAGUGCAGCGACCCCUGCAAGAAGAACGAAAUGAAGAGCAUGCAGCCGGGGGACAUGUGCUGCUGGAUCUGCAUCCCCUGCCAGCCCUACGAGUACCUGCUGGACGAGGUCACCUGCAUGGACUGCGGGCUUGGCUACUGGCCCAACGGGACCUUGAAUGGCUGCUACGAGCUCCCGCAGGAGUACAUCCGCUGGAAAGACGUCUGGGCCAUCGGGCCGGUCACUAUCUCCUGCCUGGGGUUCCUCUCCACCCUCUUCGUCUUCGGGGUCUUCGUUAAGCACAACGACACGCCCAUCGUGAAGGCCUCGGGCCGCGAGCUCUGCUACAUCCUCCUCACCGGGGUGCUGCUGUGCUACAGCAUGACGUUCAUCUUCAUCGCCAAGCCCUCCACCGAGGUCUGCACCCUGCGGCGCCUGGGGCUGGGCACCUCCUUUGCCGUCUGCUACUCCGCCCUGCUGACCAAGACCAACCGCAUCGCGCGCAUCUUCAGUGGGGUGAAGGAAGGGGUGCAGCGCCCACGCUUCAUCAGCCCCACCUCGCAGGUGGUCAUCUGCAUGGCCCUCAUCUCCUGCCAGCUGGUCAUCGUCGUCAUCUGGCUGCUGGUGGAGACCCCCGGCACGGGGAAGGAGACGGAGCCGGACAAAAGGUACAUUGUCACCCUCAAGUGCAACAACCGCGACUCCAGCAUGCUCAUUUCACUCACCUACAAUGUGCUCUUGAUCAUCUUGUGUACAGUCUAUGCCUUCAAGACCAGGAAAUGCCCCGAAAACUUCAACGAGGCCAAGUUCAUUGGCUUCACCAUGUACACCACCUGCAUCAUCUGGCUGGCCUUCCUGCCCAUCUUCUACGUCACCUCCAGUGACUACCGCGUGCAGACCACCACCAUGUGCAUCUCCGUCAGCCUCAGCGGCACCGUGGUCCUCGGCUGCCUGUUCACCCCCAAACUCCACGUCAUCCUCUUCCAGCCACAGAAAAACGUCACCAGCCACCGCGUAGCCACCAACCGGUUCAGCGUGACAGCCACGGGCUCCAGCCCCUCGCAGGUAUUCUUGGUUUUGCUGGAGGACAGCUAG